AUGGCCUCUGCUCAGAAAGCGACCGUCAGGAAUCUCGCCAGAGACAUCAAGUCAGGUUCACCCAGAGACCGUGAGAAGGCAGUGGAUGAUUUGAACCAUUUGCUGAAGAACAAGGCCUCAAACCUCACCGCUCUUGAAGACAAAGGAUACCAUGAGAUAUUCGAGGCCCUUUUCAGCCUAGUCCUCAGCGAGAAGCCAGUUUACUAUGACAACAGAAAGACGCAAGCGAAACGAAACACCGCCGCAUCGCGCCUCUCCAAGUGUGCAUCCGCCGUGAGAGUGGCUGCAUCACGCGGCGUCUCCAAACUUGGCAGAAAGACGCUGCUCGCCUUCAUAGAUCAUAUCACACAGGUCUUGCCAGGACCAAACGACGACUUCGUAGCUCCUCUACUUCAGGACUACGUCAAGGCUCUCGUCGAGGUACUUCGACGCUCGUCUCACGUCGAGUUGUUGGCGAGAAAGGACGGUGCCCCCUGGAUAAGCUGUGUCGACUUUCUCCUGGAUGUUUGCGUCUACAUCUUACCCAAUGAAUCUCGGUCCAGCGUCCUCGCCCCGAGUCGAGAUUCUCCUGCUCCUGCCACGCCGACUCCAAGGUCCACCGGAAGAUCCAACGGUUCCACUCAAAGUCAGAAACGGGCGAACAAACCCGAGGGCAGGCCCAUUCUCGAUGCCCUUGGAGGACUGCAAUGCCUGGUUGAAGCAGCAAACGCACCGGUUUUGCAGCGGGCAAAAGUUGUCACGGACCUGGUAUUGAGGGUCUUGGGACUGAAGAACCUUAGUCUGGACCCGACGCAGAGCGCCUGCUUUGCCAUAGCAAAUAACAUCUUUGCGGUGGCCCAGGCUGACGACUUUCAAUUCUCGAACUCGCUUGUGAGGAAUCUUCUGCCUCUGAUGAGCUAUUGGUGGAGAGCCGACAAGGUCUCCCAAGAUGAGGCCAUCAAGGCUUUGCGAAACGAGAUUUCCAAAACAAUCUUUUUAACCCAUCUUCACAUCGAGUAUCUUGCCACUCAAGCUUUCGAUGCCACGAUUCAGAAUGACGUGGAGAACUUGGUGGAGCCGCUCUGGCUGGAGUAUGCAAAGCGAGGAGAUGCGUUCCGGUUGCAGCUUCACGAUUUGACCUUCGCUACCUCAUCACUACCGGACGACUCCUUGAGGCUACGGUCUUUUGGUUUGAGACAUCAUAACCCAGAAGGUGAGAGCCACUGGGCGUUGAUUCAGAACAUAGCCCUUUUGGAGGCAGUACUUCUACGGAUCAAACGGAAGCCCGGCGUGGCAGCGACAGACAGACAGGAGCAGCCACACAAGCGACGCAGAACUCAGGAGAAUUCAAGCCGGCUUCGACUGAAGCUCAAAUCUCGAGACGUCAAUGAACAGAGCACAGCCCUCCAGCUGGUUCCCUUCCUAAUCGCCACCAAAGCUCUGCAGACCGAGGAGAUUAGAGACUUGCUCGCGGACCUGGCCGUAUGUGCGUCAAACAAGCACGCUACCACGGCAUCGUGGGCCUUGAUUGCUUGCGCAAGCUGUGCUAUGGUUAUAGAGACACGACAAGGCCUAAUGGACGUUUGGAGACAAGUAUGGUCAAUCGCAGUCAGGUCUGUUAGCCAGCCCGCUAUUACUCGCGCCUCCUGCUUCGCCUUGCAAACCAUGUUAGAAACGACUAUACUCCCGAGACACGCUCUCACAGACGAUCUCAACGGUUUCGUAGUCACAGCCGACAUCAACGGGCCGGCAAUAUUAUGUGACACCUCGAUCUCCCUGAUGUCGUACUUACUCCAGGAACGAAACGUUCGGCUUCCCAAUGCCAGUCAGGCAACCAGUAGUCACAUCAUCAGAUGGGUAUUUCUGAGAUGGAACCCUAGUGAGCCCGGCUAUGCGUCGUUCCAGUCUGUCCACGUACAGCCGCUGGACUUCGUGAGUUUGCUGCGCGGCUGCUGCGGGCUAUCAGCACUCGUCUCCAGUAACCAGCCUGCACUUUCGGGCACAUCCCUCAGCGAGGUGUGGAAAAUGCAGAAAGAAAUCGCACCAUUCAACAGGUAUCUCCUCCUUCUCGAUCAUAAGCUCGAUGAUCAAAAAGGGGGAACUGGUGUCAUUCCGCCAUCAACCCCAAAUAUCCCACCUGCCGACUCAAGCAGCGUUUACGCGUCUCGCAAGCUUAUUCUGGAGCUGUUUUACCCCAAAAUCGAGGAGCUGGCAUCCUUGAGUCACUCGUGGACAAAAAGAGUAGGCGAUGGCGGCGCCCAAAUCUCCCUCGAGCGAUUCCGAAGCCUUUUGUCCGCCUGCGUUAUUGGGGCCAUGCUGCUGCCGCAAGUCAGUGACUUGAACUCCAUGCAGUCGACAAACGUGGAGCUGGCGCUGCUGGAGUUGGCUGAAAAAAGCCUGGCCACUGCCUUGGACUCAGUUGAGCCGCUGUCGUUUAUUGAUCUGGCAUUGCGGCUUCUGCGCCCAUGCAUCCCGGAUCUCACGACAGCUGGCCUCGGACGCCUUCACAGCGAAAACGUCGGCCUCUUACGCUUGAUGACCAAGAUUGCAGCUGGUCUCGAACGACAGCAGCUCGUGCCCGACUUGGACAACCUGGAUGCCAUGGAGUUGGAUGAUGAGUUUGAUUCACAAAGCAGCAGAGCGACAACAGCAUCUCAACCGAUGCCAAUUCCUAGGCACAAUACUCAGGUUUCCAUGAGUUUGAGAGCCUUUUAUGCGGAUACCAGGAGUCGUCUUGCCCUCUUACGGGUUCUUUCCGUUGACAUCAGCCAGGUAGGAACAGUACCAAACACAUGGCUGGACCAGCUUUUGUCGAUGUCCGACGACGAACUUCUCAUGUGCCAGCGACUGCUUAUUGACAUCUGCAAUUCGGACCUGGUAAUGGACCCUGAUAAUGCACUGAGACUUAUUCAGAGACUCGGUGCCAUCAUCGGCGACAAUGAAUACCAAUGCUGCGAAGUGGCUCUCACGUCAUGCAUGGAGGUCAUCAACGGCCUACAUGACGUCUGGCUGAAUGACAAGGGAGACCUGUCCGAUGGCGUAGGCGAUCUUUACAACUACUUUGUCAAGGUCUGCCUUCCAUCGAACUUUUUCUCGCCGAGGGCGCAAAUGUCAAUGGCCCAUCUUCUUUUUACACUUCUUCGCGUCGACCCAUCUUACGGUACUAAUCUCGGCCUCGAUUCAUGCCGUACAUCUCUUCUGUACAUUCUCAGCAAUGGUACCACGAAAGCAAAAUGCUACAUCGCGGACAGGAUCGCCAACAUAUUCGAGCUCUACAUCCUGAUGUUGCAUGACGAGGUUUUCGUGGAUGUACUGGACAGUCUACCGGCUAACCCUGAAGAGAGCUCUGGCAUCGCCUUUAGACUGCUCGUGCUUUCGCGCCUGGCUUGUCGGUGGCCAACUCUGCUGAGAAGGUGCAUUUACCACAUCUUCGAAACUCCUGGGAAAAUAGCGCAGGCGACGGAAUACGCGAGAUGGUGCCUAGCAGAUAUCGCCACGGAGCUGAAGCUGGAGUCACCAAAGAGUCUGUUCAAGCUCUUUUCGCGCCAGCUUCUCUAUACUUGGAUGGAAGGGGAUUCCUUGGCAGAUAUCCCGUACUCGAUAUUCGGAUUCCAAGAGCUUUCGGAAUUGCUGCAGUCCGCGCAAGCUGAGACCAUGGCUCUGGCACUCAUGCGAGGACAGGAUGAGGCCUGCGCAGAUCUUUCCCGUCUCAUCAGCUCGAGCGAAGAGGAAGUCAUACAGCGAAACUUCGCAACGACCCUCUCAUAUGCCAUGAUAUAUGGUGACGCGUUUGGCGAAUCGGAAAAGCCAAAAGGAGAGGACCGCAUCAGGAAAAAGCUCGGGGCCAAGCUAUACGCCGAAGCCAUCUACAUCAAUUUCGCAGACAUUGUCGCUCAGUUCUUUGACCUGAUCGAUCAGGAAGAUUCUCCAGACCGGGUGUUCCGCCGGCAUCCAGAUCUUGCGUAUGCGGCUGACAACCUGGACGCUAUAAGAAAGAUCGCCCAUUCCUCGGCGAACCUGCCACCAAAUCAGCAGCCGAUGUUCCGAGCAAAAUAUGUCAUUCACGACCUCUUCAGACUUUGCCAGAGCACGGAGUUUCAGUUUCACGAUCUUUGGACCCCGGCAUUGGUACUCUCCAUUGCCAGGAAGCUGUUUAGCACUAUUCACCCGGCGCUUGGGUCCCUCCAUGCUUGCUCGGUGCUCCGCAAAGUACGUUUGGUCAUGUGCUUGGCAGGACCGGUGGCCUUGGACUCUUACUGCCUGGAAAUGCUGCUCAAUUCGAUCCGCACCUUCGUCGUCGACUCUGAGUGUGCUGACGACGCGUUGGGGAUGACGCGGUAUCUCCUCGAGGGUGGUGCCCAAUACCUGAAGCAAUCGCCGUCUUUCUUGGCAGGAUAUGCCCUCUCUACGUUGGCAUCUCUCAGGGUGUUCCUUGAGUCGAGUCAAUCAAGCACAACUCAGGAAAGCCAAUUCAAGGCAACUAUGAGCAAAGCGCAGGGCUUCCACGAAUGGUUCAGCAGCUACCUGGCAGAGUAUACAUCCCCUGUGUUCAAGAGCGAAACGCAGGGGACUUCUUUCAGAUCCAUCACUCGGUCGGCGGCACAAAUAAGGUCCUCCGGGAAUGCAGAAAAGGAUACGUUUGAGAGUAGUCUGCUUCUCAACAUCUUGAAGGACAGCACCUCCGAUGACGGGCUUCUGAACGAGCCCUCUCGGCGCCUGGCCUUGGGCUUGCUCUGCAGUGACUUCACCAUUCCACAAUCGGUCUCAAACGACGUAGUGGAAAGUGAUGAGGACGCAAUUAUUCAUGCCAAGGGGGUCUGGAAGAGCUGUGGAGCGCAAGAUCUGAGCCAAAGCUAUCUAGCCUGGGCUGGACGCGUUGUUGGGAGGUCCUUUGCAGCGUCUGGUGCGAUCCCCGAUGACACCCUUCGCGAAUCACGCCUUCUUCAGUAUUCCAGUAUGACCCACGGAUCCAAUGGAUCCGAAGAAGCACUGCUGCGUCUUCUACAGGACCUUGCAUCCGGCCAAGACUCUGUUGUUGCCGGAAUGGCAGAAGCUGCUCUGAGAGGCGCCGUCUCUCAAGCGCUGUUGCAGGAUGACGAGCCUCUCGUUGUGGCAUGCCAACGAAGCUUGAACGAGCCGCUAUUUGUUGCAUCUCAGUGGGGAGGGUAUCGUAUACCGCCUUCCGAGAUGCCAGCAGCAUCGACUAUUGAAGCCCACAACGCAUGGAAGGAAGAGGUGUCAUCGCCGAGCUGGCUCACGCGGCUGAGCGUCCAUCUCGCCGAGUCUGUUCCGGACUCGAUUCUUCUAUCUGUUCUGCCUCCAAUCUUGGCGAAUGUUGAUGGAUUCGCCGAAAGAGCCUUCCCGUUUGUGGUUCACCUAGUCCUGUACUUCCUGUUGGAGCAGCAGCAGACCAUGAAGCGGCAGCUAUCCGCAGCGGUCAAGGGGUGGCUGACGUCCACCGCCCCAUCAGCCAAAGACAAUGUGAAGCUCUUGAUCAACGCUAUACUCUAUCUGAGGACUCAGGAAUACCCAAAAGAGACAUCCAUUGAGGAUCGCCUGCACUGGCUGGAGGUCGACUACAGCGCUGCUGCUGCCGCGGCGUCUCGAUGCGGCAUGUACAAAACGUCCCUGUUGUUUGCCGAGCUUGUUUCUUCCGAUAACACGCGCGCAUCGCGCAGGUCAUCAGCUGCCAGAGAGGCAGACGUCAGCGACACUCUGCUGUCCAUCUUCGAGAACAUUGAUGAUCCCGACACAUACUACGGUCUUCCGGAGGAGGCGAGUUUGGCAAAGGUCCUUGCUCGGGUAGAAUACGAGAAGGAAGGCGCCAAGAGCCUGGCAUUCCGAGGCGCGCUCUAUGACAGCAAUAUUCGACUCCGGCGCCCUGAAGCCGAGAUGGAUGCUCAAGCCCUGGUAGGAGCACUGGGAACUCUAGGGCUUGCUGGCCUUUCCCAUUCGGUGCUGCAGACUCAGCAGAACAAUGGCGCGUCCAACGAAUCUGUCGAGAGCACUUUUGGUACAGCUCGGCAACUGGAACUAUGGAACCUCCCUGCACCCCCUGCCUCAGAACACCACACUAUAGCUGUCUACAAGGCUUUCCAAAGCAUGCAUCAAGCGACUGCACUGUCCGCUGUUCGGUCUGCCGUGUACGACGGCCUCAGCAAGAUCAUGCAAAAGACCACAGAAGCUAGCGUCAACGCCACGACAGUAAGGAACCGACUCACAGCUCUUGCAGCUCUGGUGGAGCUCGAUGAUCUACUGAAUGCAGCCGACGAAAACGAUGUUGAUAAGAACCUUGUCAAGUUUCGCAGUCGCAGCCGGUGGAUGCGGAGUGGGAGAUACGACGACGUCAGUCAGAUACUGUCUUGCAGAGGAACUACGACGAGCAUGUUGAGUCAACGUGCUUCCCUGCUGAACAAUGCUAGGCUCACCACACCAACCUUGCGGCGCUUUCAAGUCGAGUCAAUGCUAUUGGCGUCCGGUGUAUACCGAUACCAUCAGGCAACGCAGGAGUCUCUGAAUGUCUCGACGACACUGACCAAACUAAUACCACUUUGCGAGGACUUGGGGCUGCAUGUGGAUGCAGCCAUCAAGAUUGAGGUGGCAAACUCGCUAUGGGACCACGGGGAGAUGAGCACGUCGAUCCGCAUGCUUCAAGGCAUCGACGCAGACUCAUCUCUUGGCAAACAAAGCAUUUCAGUCAGCAGGUCCGAUCUUCUCUCCAAGAUUGGACACAAGGUCUCGAUUGCCCGACUCGAAAAGCCACGGGACAUUCAGAAGACAUAUCUAGAGCCAGCCCUCAAGGAGCUCAAGCGCGAUGCCACUUCGGACAAGGAGACAGGCGCGGUCUACCAUCAAUUUGCCACGUUCUGCGACGAACAGCUACAGGAUGUAGACGGGAUGGAGGAUCUCAAGAGGCUACAAAACCUCAGAAAGGGCAAGAGCGAAGAGGUUGCUGAACUCAAGGCGCUCAUCUCGUCCACUAAGGAGACGCAGCUGAGGUCAAAAUACUCGCAUGUCCUCAACAAAGAGAAGCAGUGGCUGGAUCUGGACGAGCAGGAGCUCCGCCGCGUCGAACAGACACGGGCUGAGUUUGUACGGCUAAGCUUGGAGAAUUAUCUGCUGUCUCUGUCGACGUCGGACGAGUACAACAACGACGCGCUGCGCUUCACCGCGCUCUGGCUCGAACGAUCCGCGGAAGACGUGACCAACAAGGCCGUCCAGCGUCACCUCUCCUCCGUUCCGACACGAAAGUUUGCCGGCUUGAUGAACCAGCUGACUUCGCGGCUGCAGAACCAGGACACUGCUUUCCAGAAGCUGUUAUUGGACCUGGUGUACAGCAUCUGCGUCGACCACCCCUAUCACGGCAUGUACCAAAUCUGGUCGGGCACAAAGGCGCGGGCCCAGCAAAAGGAUGAAGUGGCAGUCCUUCGCGUCAAGGCCACUGAGAAGGUGGCUCAGAAGCUGGCGGCGACGAAGUGUGUGGCCGAAAUCUGGCUGUCUAUCGAAAAGACCAGCAAAUACUACCACAUGCUUGCCAUGGAUCGAAACCCGGGCAAGUACAAGUCUGGGUCAAAAGUUGCUCUCAAGGACGCGACUGCGGCGCUCAACUUGGUUAAUUGCCUCGCCAAAUACCGGAUACCGCCGCCGACAAUGGACAUUGAGGUGUCAGCGAACAAAGAUUACUCGCGCGUACCGUACAUCUCCAAGCUGGAGCCGACCAUGACGAUCGCUUCCGGUGUGUCAGCGCCGAAGAUCAUUACCGCCGUGGGCAGCGACGGCAAGAAGUAUAAACAGCUGGUCAAGGGUGGGCACGACGACCUUCGCCAGGACGCAAUCAUGGAGCAGGUUUUUGCCGCAGUAUCGUCACUGCUGAAGCUGCACAGGAGCACCCAACAAAGGAAUCUGGGCAUCAGGACGUACAAGGUGUUGCCCCUGACGGCCACAUCGGGCUUGAUUGAGUUCGUGCCGAACACGAUUCCGCUGCACGAGUUCCUCAUGCCCGCGCACGAGAGAUACUACCCCAAGGACCUCAAGGGCUCGCAAUGCAGGAAGGAAAUCUUCAACGUGCAGAGCCGGACGGUGGAGACGCGAAUCAGCACGUAUCGCAAGGUAACAGACAGGUUCCAUCCCGUGAUGCGGUACUUUUUCAUGGAGAACUUUACGGACCCAGAUGACUGGUUCACCAAGCGUCUGGCUUACACGAGAAGCACGGCGGCCAUUUCCAUGCUCGGACACGUGCUCGGGUUGGGGGAUCGGCACGGCCACAAUAUUCUGCUUGACACGAAGACGGGCGAGGCGGUGCACAUUGAUCUGGGAGUGGCGUUUGAGGCGGGCAGGAUCCUCCCGGUGCCCGAGCUUGUGCCGUUUCGCCUGACGCGAGACAUUAUUGACGGCAUGGGCAUCACCAGGACGGAGGGCGUGUUUCGGCGGUGCUGCGAGUUCACGCUAGAUGCGCUGCGCGAGGAGCAGUACUCUAUCAUGACCAUCCUGGACGUGUUACGGUACGAUCCUCUGUACACGUGGACCGUCUCCCCGCUCAGGCUGGCCAAGCUGCAAAAGGCAAGGCAGGACGACGACACGGGGGCGGAAGAACCAGACCACAGCGAGGCGGACGCCAAGAGAGGCAAGAGGGCGGGGCACUUCAACGAGCCGUCCGAGGCAGACCGAGCGCUGGAGGUGGUGAGGAAGAAGCUGUCCAAGACGCUGAGCGUGACGGCGACUGUGAACGACCUGAUCAACCAGGCGACGGACGACCGGAAUUUGGCGGUUUUGUAUUCCGGAUGGGCUGCGUAUGCUUGA
Molecule: messenger RNA, 8778 nt
Organism: Purpureocillium takamizusanense
Lineage: Eukaryota; Fungi; Ascomycota; Sordariomycetes; Hypocreales; Ophiocordycipitaceae
Gene: TEL1
Product: Non-specific serine/threonine protein kinase
Exons: 8
Coding region: 1-8778 (2925 amino acids)
Biological process (GO): DNA repair
Molecular function (GO): protein serine/threonine kinase activity; protein binding
Source: RefSeq, a predicted model, not a curated record